Diceros bicornis minor is the source of this 3056-nucleotide messenger RNA. RefSeq names its product potassium voltage-gated channel subfamily C member 2 (gene KCNC2). Gene Ontology annotation, cellular component: dendrite membrane; axon; voltage-gated potassium channel complex. Gene Ontology annotation, biological process: potassium ion transmembrane transport; protein homooligomerization. NCBI's taxonomy places the organism in Eukaryota, Metazoa, Chordata, Mammalia, Perissodactyla, Rhinocerotidae. The coding region runs from base 85 to 1971 and encodes 628 amino acids. Gene Ontology annotation, molecular function: protein binding; delayed rectifier potassium channel activity. The transcript has 5 exons. The record is from RefSeq and is a predicted model, not a curated record.
CUGCCCGGGGACUCUCGUCCACUCGGAAACCACAGCAGACCCACUUUUCUCUCGGUCUCGUUAAGUCAUGUCUGAGCCACAGAGAUGGGCAAGAUCGAGAGCAACGAGAGGGUGAUCCUCAAUGUCGGGGGCACCCGGCACGAAACCUACCGCAGCACCCUCAAGACCCUGCCCGGGACGCGCCUGGCCCUGCUCGCCGCCUCCGAGCCCCCGGGCGACUGCCUGACGGCGGACCAGCUGCAGCCGUCGCCGCCUCCGCUGUCGCCGCCCCCGCGGCCGCCCCCGCUGGCCCCCGGGCCGGGCGGCUGCUUCGAGGGCGGCGCGGGCCGCUGCAGUCCCCCCGCGGGCGGCCGCGAGUUCUUCUUCGACCGGCACCCGGGCGUCUUCGCCUACGUGCUCAACUACUACCGCACCGGCAAGCUGCACUGCCCGGCCGACGUGUGCGGGCCGCUCUUCGAGGAGGAGCUGGCCUUCUGGGGCAUCGACGAGACGGACGUGGAGCCCUGCUGCUGGAUGACCUACCGGCAGCACCGCGACGCCGAGGAGGCGCUCGACAUCUUCGAGACCCCCGACCUCAUCGGCGGGGACCCUGGCGACGACGAGGACCUGGCGGCCAAGAGGUUGGGCAUCGAGGACGCUGCGGGCCUGGGGGGCCCCGACGGCAAGUCCGGCCGCUGGAGGAGGCUGCAGCCCCGCAUGUGGGCCCUCUUCGAGGACCCCUACUCGUCCAGAGCCGCCAGGUUUAUUGCUUUUGCUUCCUUAUUCUUCAUCCUGGUUUCAAUCACAACCUUUUGCCUGGAGACACAUGAAGCUUUCAAUAUUGUUAAAAACAAGACAGAACCAGUCAUCAAUGGCACAAGUGUCGUUCUACAGUACGAAAUCGAAACAGAUCCUGCCUUGACAUAUGUAGAAGGAGUGUGUGUGGUGUGGUUUACUUUUGAAUUUUUAAUCCGUAUUGUUUUUUCCCCCAAUAAACUUGAAUUCAUCAAAAAUCUCUUGAAUAUCAUUGACUUUGUGGCCAUCCUACCCUUCUACUUAGAGGUGGGACUCAGCGGGCUCUCAUCCAAAGCUGCUAAAGACGUACUUGGCUUCCUCAGGGUGGUAAGGUUUGUGAGGAUCCUGAGAAUCUUCAAGCUCACCCGCCAUUUUGUAGGUCUGAGGGUGCUUGGACACACUCUUCGAGCUAGUACUAAUGAAUUUUUGCUGCUGAUAAUCUUCCUGGCUCUGGGAGUUUUGAUAUUUGCUACUAUGAUCUACUAUGCCGAGAGGGUAGGAGCUCAACCUAAUGACCCUUCAGCUAGUGAGCACACACAAUUCAAAAACAUUCCUAUUGGGUUCUGGUGGGCAGUGGUGACCAUGACCACCCUAGGCUAUGGUGACAUGUACCCCCAGACAUGGUCAGGGAUGCUGGUGGGAGCCCUGUGUGCUCUGGCUGGAGUGUUGACAAUAGCUAUGCCGGUGCCUGUCAUUGUCAACAAUUUUGGAAUGUACUACUCCUUGGCAAUGGCGAAGCAGAAACUUCCAAGAAAACGAAAGAAGCACAUCCCUCCUGCCCCUCAGGCAAGCUCACCUACUUUUUGCAAGACAGAAGUAAACAUGGCCUGCAAUAGCACACAGGGUGACAUGUCUCUGGGCAAAGACAAUCGGCUUCUGGAACAUAACAGAUCAGUGUUAUCAGGUGACGACAGUACAGGAAGUGAGCCGCCAUUAUCACCCCCAGAAAGGCUCCCCAUCAGACGCUCUAGUACCAGAGACAAAAACAGAAGAGGGGAAACAUGUUUCCUACUGGCGACAGGUGAUUACACGUGUGCUUCUGAUGGAGGGAUCAGGAAAGGAUAUGAAAAAUCCCGAAGCUUAAACAACAUAGCGGGCUUGGCAGGCAAUGCUCUGAGGCUCUCUCCAGUAACAUCACCCUACAACUCUCCUUGUCCUCUGAGGCGCUCUCGAUCUCCCAUUCCAUCUAUCUUGUAAACCAAACUGCAUCAGUCGGCUAAAUUGUAUUAAUUCAAGUACUGUUUACCCCAUAAUGGAAAUAAUUAAAUAUAGAGUUACGCCAGGUUCCAUUAAUACAGUAUAAAUCCUGCAUGAUACUACUAUUUGAAGUCAAAAAUGCCAUUUUGGGUAGCUAACGAAUCUUAUCCUGGCUUUCAAGGUUAUCUAAAGUAGUGCUACUACUUCUCCGUAAAUUGCCCUGAUCUCCUUUUGCAAUAAAAUGACAGAUAGUAUCAGAUAUUGACCAGUUCACUAAUACAUAAACAUAUCUUCAGGGAGAUAUAUUUAAAACAGUGUGCUUCCAAAUGCCAGCCACUUCACUGGACCUUCAUUUCUUGUGACUCUAAAUCAUUCUGAAGAUGUCUGGGAUCCUAUCUUGGUUGCACUCAGCAUGACUCUGCUCAGCUCAUUUGCAUGGACCAUCUUGUCUCUAUCAUCUGAAACAAUGUAGCAGAGUUCGGGGACCAUGGAUGGCUCAGGAUAUGUGUACUUGCGCCGAACCAUCCUGCUGACAUGAAAGCACUGGUCGACUGUUCUGCAUCUUGAAUUGUGGGGCACCGAGGGCGAGUUUCUCCUUGACGUUUUUUUCCCUUAUUCUUUGAAAGAAAUAUUUGUUUUAAAUAGUUUAAUUUUUUUGAUUGAUUUACUUUUCUUCAAAAAUGCUGUGUUGGAGUUCUGAAUGUCUCUGGUUGUUUGCAUACAGAUAACUGCAAAGAGGUUGUCAUUACUGGUUACACGCAAGCCAAGGCCAGAGCUCUUAACUUAAUGGCUUGUGGAAGGCACAAAACCUGAAAGGUACCUGCCAGCCAGGCUUGCAUUGUUUAGCCAGGAAUUGCUGCUUGGUACUAGAGUUUUUAUUUUUUUUUUAAUCCCAGAAUUUGUUAUUAUUGUCUGAGGCAGAGUGCCAAAUAUCACCUAAAGCUCUCGUGUCUUUUUUAUCCCUUUCUUUUAUUUUUACUUAUUAAUUUUUGUGCAAACAUCAGAGAGCACUGUUGUUCACAGGAAGCUUUCUUGACCAGCCUUAAAUUCUGACACAUGGGAUUAAUCAGACUUUUCAGGCAGUG